Molecule: messenger RNA, 1384 nt
Organism: Hyalella azteca
Lineage: Eukaryota; Metazoa; Arthropoda; Malacostraca; Amphipoda; Hyalellidae
Product: sesquipedalian-1
Exons: 6
Coding region: 48-1022 (324 amino acids)
Biological process (GO): retrograde transport, endosome to Golgi; receptor recycling; endosome organization
Cellular component (GO): early endosome; trans-Golgi network; recycling endosome
Source: RefSeq, a predicted model, not a curated record
GUUUUUUUAUGUUGUACUGUCAAGUUGGCCUUAUAUAAUUGUUUGCUAUGAAAAUAAAUGAGAAAAAUCUCAUAGCUUUUAGCAUUGCUCCAACCACAGUUCACCGAGAUGGAGUCCUACUUAAACAAGGAGAGAAUAAUCGGACAUUUUUGAAGAGAUGGUUUGUCCUCAAAGGAAAUCUUCUAUUCUACUUUGAAAAACGUGGAGACAAAGAGCCCAUCGGUGUCAUCAUCAUUGAGGGAUGUACAAUUGAACUGGCUGAGCAUGAAGAACAAGUUUUUUGCUUCAGGAUUGUUUUCCCUGCCAGAGAGUAUGUGCUGGCCGCUGAUAGUCAGGAAAGCUUGGAGAAAUGGAUGAAGUCUCUAGCGCGAGCAUCCUACACUUACCUCAAGCUGAUGGUGGCUGAGCUGGAAUCUCAGCUGAAGGAGCUUGACUGUGCUUGGUCGAGUAUUGAAGAGUCAAAAGACGGCGUGAGCGGCCACAGUGAUGCAGUGGUCAGCAACGCUCGUCACAGGCUAAAUCCCUUCAACACUGCCGAGGAGAACAUGGCUAUUGUCAUGGCCAUGGAAGACGAUGAAGAAACAGGCCACAAAGAUAAGCGGCCUCGCAGCUUCACAGUAUCUGGCAGCCAGUCAUCGCCAUCUACACCACAGCUAGGCUCUUCUACCGCUACUUCAGCUUCAAUGCAUUCCAGCUCUCGCACUUCAAUUUCUAAUCCAUGCUCCCCGCCCUCAACACCACCUCGCCCUGUACCACCAAAACGACAGAAGAAAGCAGUUCGUGCCAACGCCUUACUGCACGUGGUAGCCAAGAAGUCUUCCUCUGGCUCCGACGUCUCAAGCUCGGGUGAUACCGUGGCCGCAAGUGGUAGCACCUGUCACUGUCAACAACUCGGCGCCACGUCCUGCUCAUGUUGCCGAGAAUAUUUCCUCUUCCAACAACUCCAUAUGGAUUACGGCGCUGCAAUUUUACGCGAUAGAGAAAUGCACAGAUUAUUAUGCACCCAAAAUGAUGUUUCAUAAUCCGGUAUCUUUUACUAGUUCAUAUUGUAUUAUUUAAGAGUUGAUCAAGUUAUGACUUUUUUAGAGCGUAGAAUUGUUAGUUGGCACAUAUUGUCGCACCAAGUUUCUAGUAUAAUAUGUUACCCGGUAAAUUAGAUAUUACACAGAUCAAAUAUUUAUACGAUAGGUUGAUUUAUCAAGGCAAGAAUAGCAUUUUUUAUCAGCACAUGUCAAGAGUUAAGUGUUAUGCUACGAGCUAGUCAAGUAUAUCGUCUAGGAAUGUUAGUUUGUUCAGUUAAUGCUUUGAUUGCCGGAAAUUAAUGAAAACUUGAUGCAAACAGUUUUUGAUUUGACUGGCAUGUGAAAUAUAUACUAUUAUUUGC